AUGCAUGAGGCAACUGUAUCACGACCUGCAUGGAAGAAGGUGUACCUGGCCGUGGGGGAUGAUGCUAAGCAGUGUGAGCUUUCUCUGCAAUGGGCUCUGAGCUUCAUCCCACCACAGAUGUCAUUGGUUCUUCUCCACGUCAACAGGCCAGUUACAGUGAUUCCCUAUGAGGUAUUGGGAGCUCCAGUGAAAGCAAGUAUGUUAAGAGAAGAAUUUGUUAGCAAUUACAGCAAAAACGCGAGGAACAAGAUUGAGAGCUCCUUAAGAGAGCGCUUGCAAAAUUUUAAGGUCCAAGCAAAGAUCUUGAUAAUUGACAAUAAUGAUGUUGCUCCUGCACUUUUGGAGCUUGUAAAAAGGCGAAAGAUUACCACACUCGUCAUGGGAGCUAAAAGCAGACAUGACUGGAGGAGCAAGACAGCAGUCACUUUGGAGAAGCAAGCUGACCCUUCAUGCAACAUUUUGUAUCUCCAUGAUGGUAUUCUUAUCUCAAGCAGGCAUCAGUGUGCUAAUGUCUUCACAGAGAGGAAAAAUCGAAUCAUAUCUUUGGGUGGUUGCCACUUUUCACGCAGCAGCAACACCACCACCAGUAAAUCCUCUUCGUUCUUCAACUCCCUUAGCACAGACAACACCUUCGAUGCAGAAAAGCUACAUGAUCUAUCUUUGGAUACCAAUCCUAUGUACAUAUUUAACGACCACAGGUUCAAUGCUACAGUUGGCCUUGAGGGGCUUGACACUUUCAGGGAACUGGUUAGCCAGCAGAUUCCUGCUGAGCACUCGAGGCACUUGUACCAAGCAUUUCAUUUGCAAUACUGUGAUAUCUUCACAAGGUGUGAGUUCAUUGGUGGCUUCGACUCAGUUCUCGGUGUAGAUCACCAGCAUUUGGGGAAAACACACUGGAAACGCAUGAGCAGCUGGCCUGCAGUGCUGGAGUAUAUUGUCAGUAUUCUCAACACAUUGCACACGCGACUCAAGCAGAGUCAAGCAUGUGAUGGAUUUACACAUGACGACCUUUUAGAAGCAGCGAAGAAACCUUUGCGUCGUCUGUUCACUGUUGCUUCUGUUGUCUGCACUCAUGAGGUCAGGAAGUCACCAGAAAAGCUCUUCUUUGUGUUGAACAUGUACACAUCACUCACGGAUGCCAUCCCUGCUCUCUGGAAUGUAUUCCACACUGAUUCUAUCAGCAGAGAUGCAGAGGGUCUUCUUGCAAAACUGAAGGACUCUGCAACUGAAAUAGUUAAAGAGCUCAGAAGCUUGGUUCAAAAUUACAGCUCACAGAGAGCGGUGCAGGAGCAGGAUGGAGGUAUCACGUCACUCGCUGCGUACCUCAUGAGGUACAUCAGGUUACUAAUGAAUCACAAGAGUUCACUUGAUACCAUGCUAGGACAUGGUCACACUGAUGGUCUAUUGACAGUUGAGGUAAUAAACCCAACAGGUCAUCUAGUGUUUGAGUUCAUUGCCGACCUGGAUUCAGUGCUUGAGAAACAGUCCGAAUCAUUUUCUUCUAAAGAACUGCAGUGCUUGUUCUUGAUGAACAACACACAUUUCAUACUCCAAGAAGUCAAGCAGUCAGAUGUAAGGUUGAUCGUAGGAUCCAGGUGGAUUGGAAAACGCCAGGACCGUUUCAAGAAACACAUGAAGGGUUACCUGUCUGCAUCAUGGGGACCAGUUAUAUCCAAUUUGGAGACUGCAAAAAGCACGUCACCCAGUAAAAGUCUUAGGACAAAUGUCUUCAGUUUCCUGCAUAGCAGUCCGACUCCUGUGCAGAAUUUUUCUUGGUCAUUCGAUGAAACUUGUCAGACUCAGAUGUCCUGGAAAGUACCCAGUCCAGUUCUUCGCGAAGAGCUUCGUGGAGAGAUACUAGCGUUUCUUACUGGAGCAUACCAUGCACACUUGGAGAGGGUGAAGAAGUCUGUAAAAGGACAUGCUGCAGAUUUUAAGCGGGAAUGGAAGAGCAAAAUCAAUGAGUUGUUUGAAGGGUGA
Miscanthus lutarioriparius is the source of this 1980-nucleotide messenger RNA. The record is from the annotation of a GenBank genome assembly. Lineage: Eukaryota; Viridiplantae; Streptophyta; Magnoliopsida; Poales; Poaceae.